Molecule: messenger RNA, 5329 nt
Organism: Polypterus senegalus (gray bichir)
Lineage: Eukaryota; Metazoa; Chordata; Cladistia; Polypteriformes; Polypteridae
Product: zinc finger protein 160-like
Exons: 12
Biological process (GO): central nervous system development; regulation of transcription by RNA polymerase II
Cellular component (GO): nucleus
Molecular function (GO): RNA polymerase II cis-regulatory region sequence-specific DNA binding; DNA-binding transcription factor activity, RNA polymerase II-specific
Source: RefSeq, a predicted model, not a curated record
CUGAAGCCACGCUGCCGCAAUGUGCUGGGCAGGUACUGUGCGAGAGAAGAGCCUAGUAUGUACAGUAGUUGUUUUUAAGUGAGACAGGAGGAGAAACGACUUAAAAAAAAUCCAGUCGCUUGGAGAGAGUGAAAGUGUCCUGGCUUUGAGGGCGACGCCUUAUGGAUUACCUGCCCACAGAGCGUAACAAAGACAAUGAAAACAAAGGCUCGAGACAAAGUCCUGAAGAAGAACUGAAGAGACAACAAAGGAAGACACAUACUGGUGUUUAAAGAGAGUGAAAAAGCUGCUUUUACUGUAAAGCCUUGAUGGACGUGAGAAAGGACGUGAGUAAGGCUGACUCCAAUAUCAUGGAGAAAAGAAUUGCACUUAUUAAGGAGGAGGACUAUGAAUGGGACUGUGUCCACCCUAAACAUGAGAGUCUGGGCAUUAAGGAUGAGGACAGUGAACUGGGGUCAGUGGGCAUUAAAAAACAGGGUGAAGAGAAGUCUGCCAGCCCAGAGAUGCACAAAAAUAAAAUAACGGAGAGUGUCAAGGAAGACAGACUUCAUUAUGGGUGUCAAGAUGGAGUGAAGACUGACUUUGACUCUUCUGAAAGCAGACGUUCAUCACCAGAGCCGCUUAUCAAUGUGAGCUCUGAAACGUUACAUUCUGACACAAAGGGAACUGAGGAAGUUAAAAUUCAGGAAGAUGGGCCAUCAUCUACAAAGACGUUUAUGCAAAGAGACAAACCUCACUGCUGUUCUGAAUGUGGCAAACAAUUAUCAAGCAAGAGUAACCUUUCAAGGCACAAAAGAAUUCACAUAGGAGAGAAACCUUAUUGCUGUCCUGAAUGUGGUAAGUGGUUUUCAGAAAAGCGCAGGCUUCAGGGCCACCGAACAAUUCACACGGAAGAAAAGCCUUUUUGCUGUCCUGAAUGUGGCAAGCAGUUUUCAAAAAGGAGCUAUCUUCAGAGCCACCAAGGAAUUCACACGGGAGAAAAGCCUUAUUGCUGUUUUGAAUGUGGCAAGCAGUUUUUAAAAAAGAACCAUCUUCUCCACCACCAAAGAAUUCACACAGGAGAAAAGCCUUAUUGUUGUUCUGAAUGUGGCAAGUGGUUUUCGAAAAAGAACCAUCUUCAGAGCCAUGAAAGAGUUCACACAGGAGAAAAGCCUUAUUGCUGUUCUGAGUGUGACAAGCAGUUUUCACAUCAAAGCACUCUUCGGCGGCACCAACGAAUUCACACGAGAGAGACAGAAGAGAGAGACACUGGGACUAUGGAGCAGGCUUUCCUGACAUGUUUCUUCAGAGAAAAAGAAAAAGCUGCUGUUCGCUAUAGCAUCUCGAUGGAUGUGAAACAGGAGACCUGUGAUAAGGACACAAAUUUCAUGGAGAUACCUUUAAAUAUUAAGGAGGAGGACUGUGAAUGGGAGCCCAUCUACACUAAACAGGAAAGUCUGAGCAUCAAGGAGGAGGAUAGUGAACUGCAGUCAGUGGACAUUAAAGAAGUUGUUGAAGAGACGCCUGUUAGUAAUGACCAUAACCAUGCAAAUUUGAUGAGUAUUGAGGAAGGCGUUCUUUACGAUGGGUUUCAAGAUGUGAUGGUGACAGGGUUAGACUCUUCUCAAAGCAGGCACUGUUCAUCUCCAGAGACUUCUAUUAAUGUGAUGUCUGAAUCAUUAGAGUCUGAUACAAAGAGGGCUGAGGAAACUACAUCUGUUAGAACUCAGGAAAAUCACCCACCAUCUACAAGGAAGUCUGGAAAAAGAAACAAAGAUCACUGCAAUGUGGAAUGUGGCAGAGAAUUCUCUGGCAGGAGUGAUCUUCAGAAACACAGUAGAAUUCACACAGGAGAGAAGCCAGAUAAAGAAAAAGCUGCUGUUCGCUAUAACAUCUCGAUGGAUGUGAAACAGGAGCCCUGUGAUGUGGACAUGAAUAUCAUGGAGAUACCUUUAAAUAUUGAGGAGGAGGACUGUGAAUCAGAGUCCAUCUACACUAAACAGGAAAGUCUGAGCAUCAAGGAGGAGGACGGUGAAUUGCAGUCAGUGGGCAUUAAAGAAGAACAUGAAGAGAAGUCUGUCAGUAUUGAGAUGCAUAACAAAGAAAAUUUGAGUGUUGAGGAAGGCGUUCUUCAUGAUGGGUUUCAAGAUGGAAUGGUAACAGGGUUAGACUCUUCUCAAAGCAGACACUGUUUAUCUCCAGCGUCUUCUGUCAAUGUGAAGUCUGAAUUAUUAGAGUCUGAUGCAAAGGGGGCUGAGGAAACUACAUCUGUUAGGACUCAGGAAAAUCCGCCACCAUCUACAACGAAGUCUGGAAAAAGAAACAAAGGUCACUGCAAUGUGGAAUGUGGCAGAGAAUUCUCUGGCAGGAGUGCUCUUCAGAAACACACUAGAAUUCACACAGGAGAGAAGCCAUAUUGCUGCAAUGAAUGUGGUAAACAGUUUUCACAUAUAGGUAGUCUUCAGAGCCACACAAGAAUUCACACUGGAGAGAAGCCGUAUUGCUGUAAAGAAUGUGGUAAACAGUUUUCACGAAUGAGCAGUCUGAAUUACCACACUAGAAUACACACAGGAGAGAAGCCAUAUUGCUGUAAUGAAUGUGGUAAACAGUUUUCAGAAAUGAGCAACCUUCAGAAACACGCUAGAAUUCACACAGGAGAGAAGCCAUAUUGCUGUAAUGAAUGUGGUAAACAGUUUUCACAUAUAGGCAGUCUUCAGAGACACACUAGAGUUCACACUGGAGAGAAGCCGUAUUGCUGUAAUGAAUGUGGUAAACAGUUUUCACGAAUGGGCAGUCUGACAUACCACACUAGAGUUCACACUGGAAAGAAAAUGUAUUGCUGUAAUGAAUGUGGUAAACAGUUUUCACAUAUAGGAAGUCUUCAGAAACACACUAGAAUUCACACUGGAGAGAAGCCGUAUUUCUGUAAUGAAUGUGGUAAACAUUUUUCACAAAUAAGCAACCUUCUGACACACACAAGAGUUCACAACAGAAUAAAAACAGUAGCAGUUAAAUGCGCCUCAAAAUCACGUGACGGGCGCAUUCGCAACAAGCCUCGAAGCGGCACAUCGAGCUCCAGUGCUUCGAAAGCUCAUUAUCGAGCGGCACAUUACCACUGGUUGGUAAUUCAGGUGGAAGACACGGAACGUGAAAGAGAUAAAGAAAAAGCUGUUGUUUACUGGAACAUCUCAACGGAUGUGAAACAGGAGACCUGUGAUGUGGACAUGAGUUUCAUGGAGAAAACUGUAAAUAUUAAGGAGGAAGACAGUGAAUUGGAGUCAGUGGGCAUUAAAGAAGAACCUGAAGAGAAGUCUGUCAGUUUUGAGAUGCAUAAUCAUGCAAAUUUGAUGAGUGUUAAGGAAGGCAUUCUUCAUGAUGGGUUUCAAGAUGGAGUGGUGACAGGGUUAGACUCUUCUCAAAGCAGACUCUGUUCAUCUCCAGAGAAUUCUGUCAUUGUGAAGUCUGAAUCAUUAGAGUCAGAUACAAAGAGGGCUGAAGAAACUACAUCUGUUAGAACUCAAGAAAAUCAGCCACCACCUACAAGGAAGUCUGGAAAAAGAAACAAAGAUCACUGCAAUGUGGAAUGUGGCAGAGAAUUCUCAGGCAGGAGUGCUCUUCAGAUCCACAUUAGAGUUCACACUGGAGAGAAGCCAUAUUGCUGUAAAGAAUGUGGUAAACAGUUUUCACAAAUGGGCAGUCUUCAGCUCCACACUAGAGUUCACACUGGAGAGAAGCCAUAUUGCUGCAAUGAAUGUAGUAAACAGUUUUCAGAUAUAAGCAGUCUCAAGAAACAUACUAGAGUUCACACUGGAGAGAAGCCGUAUUGUUGUAAUGAAUGUGGUAAACAGUUUUCACAAAUGGGCAGUCUUCAGCUCCACACUAGAGUUCACACUGGAGAGAAGCCGUAUUACUGUAAUGAAUGUGGUAAACAGUUUUCACAUAUAAACAGUCUUCAGAUCCACACUAGAGUUCACAUGGGAGUAAAGCCAUAUUGCUGUACUGAAUGUGGUAAACAGUUUUCAGAUAUAGGCGGUCUUAAGAGACACACUAGAGUUCACACUUGAGAGAAGCCGUAUUGCUUUAAUGAAUGUGGUAAACAGUUUUCACAAAUAAGCAACCUUCAGAGACAAUCUAGAGUUCACAACAGAAUAAAAUCAGUAGCAGUUCAAUAAUCAGUCUAGAAAAACUAGAACCCUUCAGGCAUCAAGAGUGAGGUUCAAUCCUGUGUUGGUAAGCAUACUAAUCUAUUGUUGAGAAAUUAAUCUCUGAGAGAAGCCAUAUUGCUGUUUGGAAUGUGGCAAGCAAUUUUGUCAGAGGAGUUCUCUUCAGAGACAUACCGAGAUUCACACCGGAGAGAAGCAUAACUGAACUGUCCUGACUAAAGAGUGAGGUUCACUCCUGCUUGGACAGUAAGCACAUGUGUCAAAAACAAAUCAACACAGAGGAGAAUCAGAAAUUUAUUUUGUUUCUGGAAAGGGAAAAAGGAUAUAAAGAACAGGUCGUCUUAUAAACCGCUUCUCACUAAAGGCUCUACAGCCUCCACCAUGCGUCUAGCUCUGUUUUUAUAACAUACAUAUUACAUAUAGAACUAUUACAAUAUAUUAUACAUAUUUCAUCAGAAAAAAAGAAAAAAAAACUCCAAUAUACACAGCCUCACACAAUAAAUAGUUCAGCUUUAUAAUAUUAUAUAUUUUAUUUUUAUAUAAUAAAAAAUAAAAUAACAUACAUUUCCCAAAUAAAUAACAGGGUGUCAUACAAAUAGCUUCUCGCCAAUGUUUAUUAAAUAAUUAAUAAAAUAAAUUACUAAUAAUUAUAAACACAAACUAUUAAUACAUAAUAUAUUCAACUGUAAAAAAAGUUUAAAUCGGAAAUGUACACAUGCUGAAUUAUGUUAGAAUGCUGUGGUAAUACACUAAAAGAAGAAAUGCUAUUGUUUUUUUUUUUGUUACUGAAACAUACAAAACUGUAUAUAAGAACAUAAGUUAUUUAACACUUGAGAAUUACCAAAUAAUAAACAUGUCAAAUAAAUAGAAUAAGAGUAGAAAUUGGGGCUUGGGGAGAGCAGAAAAUGCGACUUACCACUACAACAUCCACCAUGCGUCUGGGAGUUCAUGAAGUCUGUGGGGUGUAACAUUAAUUAGCAUCCCUACUACAAAUACGAUUGGUAUGAUACUAAGUACACAGGAAGAAUUGCUUUUGGGGAAAUUCAUAACUAAAAGCUACAAAAAUAAAUAAACACAUACAUAAAUAAAACAUCUUACUUUGAGACAUUGACUGAUUUGUGCUUCACUGUUUGUUCAAUUGUUUCUGUUACAUGAAAGUGUUCAAUAAAUUAACUGAAAUAAUUUAA